AUGUGCAGCGUAGCGGUGCGCUGGUGGGCCGAUACACCCAGGCUGCGCACAGUUCACCGCCAGAGGCGAACUCGACGUCUUCACGACGAAAGUCGGAUGUUGAGGCUUCGGUCGUCAUCUCUGCCAGUUGAUUCGAGGACGACUAUGAUGAACAACCGAGAAGGCAGGAUGUUGGUGGACCGGAAUGAAGGACUACCCAACGGAAGAAGUUCUGAGACCUGCAAUGGUGCAAGACCGUUCUCGUGA
Pseudozyma hubeiensis SY62 is the source of this 246-nucleotide messenger RNA. RefSeq lists its product as hypothetical. The record is from RefSeq and is a predicted model, not a curated record. The transcript has a single exon. Lineage: Eukaryota; Fungi; Basidiomycota; Ustilaginomycetes; Ustilaginales; Ustilaginaceae. The coding region runs from base 1 to 246 and encodes 81 amino acids.